This is a messenger RNA of Chrysochloris asiatica (Cape golden mole), 948 nucleotides long. It is a transcript of the gene FAHD2A, whose product is annotated as fumarylacetoacetate hydrolase domain containing 2A. The transcript is spliced from 7 exons. Lineage: Eukaryota; Metazoa; Chordata; Mammalia; Afrosoricida; Chrysochloridae. The record is from RefSeq and is a predicted model, not a curated record. Bases 4 to 948 code for a protein of 314 amino acids. Gene Ontology annotation, molecular function: hydro-lyase activity.
CAGAUGCUGAUCUCUGGUCGGAGGAGAUUGCUCACCGUUCUUCUGCAGGCUCAGAAGUGGCCCUUUCAACCCUCCAGAGACAUGAGACUGGUACAGUUCCAGGCAUCCCACCUGGCAGGACCUCGCCUAGGCCUGGAGUUGGAGAGUGAUCAAGGGGUCAUUGACCUCAAUGCCUUUGACUCCACACUCCCCAGGACGAUGAUAGAGUUCCUGGAGCAGGGAGAGACCACCCUUUCAGUAGCAAGAAGAGCCCUGACUUCCUCAUUACAGGUCCUGCCACGGUCAGAGGUAACCUUCCUGGCCCCAGUUACACGGCCAGACAAGGUGGUGUGCGUGGGCAUGAACUAUGUGGACCACUGCAAAGAGCAGAAUGUGCCUGUGCCCAAGGAGCCCAUCAUCUUCAGCAAGUUUGCCAGCUCCAUCGUGGGGCCCUACGAUGAGGUCGUCCUCCCACCUGAGAGUCAGGAAGUGGACUGGGAGGUGGAGCUGGCUGUGGUCAUUGGGAAGAAAGGCAAGCACAUCAAGACCACAGAUGCCAUGGCUCAUGUGGCUGGCUUCACCGUGGCACAUGACGUAAGUGCUCGGGACUGGCAAAUGAAACGCAAUGGAAAGCAGUGGCUACUGGGAAAAACUUUUGACACCUUUUGCCCCCUGGGCCCUGCCUUGGUGACCAAGGACAGUGUAGCAGAUCCACACAACUUGAAGAUUUGCUGCCGAGUCAAUGGGGAGGUGGUGCAAAACAGCAGCACCAGCCAGAUGGUGUUUAAGACAGAAGAACUGAUUGCCUGGGUCUCCCAGUUCGUCACUCUUUACCCAGGAGAUGUUAUCCUGACUGGGACCCCCCCUGGUGUUGGUGUAUUCAGGAAACCUCCUGUCUUUCUCAAGAAGGGCGAUGAAGUCCAGUGUGAGAUCGAAGGACUAGGCGUCAUCAUCAACAAGGUGGUGUGA